Diachasmimorpha longicaudata is the source of this 3271-nucleotide messenger RNA. RefSeq lists its product as uncharacterized. The transcript is spliced from 4 exons. The record is from RefSeq and is a predicted model, not a curated record. Bases 271 to 2589 code for a protein of 772 amino acids. NCBI's taxonomy places the organism in Eukaryota, Metazoa, Arthropoda, Insecta, Hymenoptera, Braconidae.
GUGUGUGCGACAUGAGGAGUCACCGGCAGUACCCGGCACCCGUCAGUCGUACGAGAAUUGUCCGGGAGUCAACAGGUGCCCCAAUCAAGCAUUCAACGAAUUUUCUUCAUUUUUUUUUUGUAAAUCAAAAUCAAACUAGACGAGUUCAAGUGUCUCAUUAAAACAAUAUCUAAAUACGUGCCAUGAUCGACAGGGGUCGGCUCAGCAACACGAAAUAAUAAAUAAAUAAUAUCGUCGAUAAACAAACGAGAGGAAAAUUGAAUAAAAAAAAUGACGUUGAAGAUGAUGUUGUUGGCGAUACUGGCCACGUGCCUGGUGAUCCGGGCGGAGGUGCCGAAGCCCAGCUACGCCAGAACGAUGCUGAAGGUGGGUAGAAGUCUCCCCGGUGAGACCCAGGAGCUGAAGGUCCGAACGAGUGAGGGAAACAUCGCGACGCUGAUCGUAAAACGUCGAGAAAAAUCAGACAGUCUCGAUCACCCAGACAGCGUCACACAGUCAGUAGAGGAGCGAAAACCGGAGGAAAUCAACAGGAACGAGCCGACGUUCUUCAGACUGAAUACCCAGACACCCUCUACCUCACCGGAAGACGAUGACGAUAGGUGGACACCCCUGGGGGACAGCACUCCCUCCAACACUCUCGAGCCGACGACAGAGUCCUACCUCAGCUGGAAGCCCCUUCCCUCAGACUCCACCAGAGCAACCACUGAGGAGCGGACGAAUUACGGUCUGCUCUUCGCUCGAAAUUUUCAUCAACGAAGCGACAGGACUCUGGAGUCGAAGGACCGAAGGACCUACACAGUCCUCCCGCAUCCGCGUCCCCCUACCAGAACCAACAUCGGUGCUAAUCUCUCGAAAAAUCGCGACGGGAAGAACGUUCCCCCAGAGGUCACCGUUCGCUCGGAGAUCAACGUCAAAAGCUUUCCGAAAAGAACGCCAAUGUCUAUCGAUGCCGAUGGGACACCUGUGAUUCACGGAAAACGAGUGCCAGAUGAGCCAAUUGAUAAAAUCCAGACGUGGAGAAAUGCACGAGUCAUCAACAAUAAAUUAGUUUCGGACGCAACGACACCGGAAGCCGAGGCAACCUCCGAGACCGGCUCCGAGAAACGGAGAUUCGAGAGAUUCUUCCAGGAUGUUAAUAGAAGCACCCACCAACAGGCGUUAACCCCGGAACUCUGGCUUCGCAGGUACGGCCGAAACUUCGACGAGGAGCCACGCAACGUCUACUACGAGUGGGAUCCCCCACGUCAUCGAAAUGUGGUAUUAAAUGCCGACAUUUACGAAAACGGUAAUGAGCACUAUCGCUCCAACAUUCAGAAGCGAAUGCUCCAUCCAGAAUCGACACAGGUUUAUCCAAACUCCCAGAUGUACACACCAGAGAGCCAGAAGAUCGCUCCGCUUCCCCUAAAACCCGGACCCCGUGCCCCAGUUCUCCAAUACGCCCACCCAGAGUUGGGUGUGCAGCCGGCAAAGAUCUUGAAGAUCGAGAAGAAACGCCCGGACAACUUUCCGGAGAACCAGAACUCCUUCACAGAGCAGAGGCACAAGAAGAAGUACGUGCUGAAUGACAAAAAUGUUAUCGACUCGUACAGCGCGAAGAACUACUACCCUAAUCAGCAAUUUUACGGUCUGAAGCGGCCCUCGGAGCCGCCAUUUUGGGUGAAGAUAUCUGAGAACCUGAAGACCCAGUUCUCAACGGGGGUUGAAAAGGUUUCGCAGUUUACGAAGCCAGUCUUCGAUCCGCUUGUGGAGGCGACUCAGAAGAUCUCCCAGAAUCUGGGCCUCUCUCGGGGCCAGUCCGCUCAGGACAAAGUGGGAACGGUCCCCGCGGGCUCAUCUAUUCUGAUCCCAGCUCUGGGUCUGGUAGCAUCUGGCGCUGCUCUGGGAAUCGGUGCAGUCGCCGUCGGAAGAUUUUUGGAUGUUGAUGUGAUGAAACGAUCCAGCGAGAAUGAUGAAGACAGCGAGGAAUUGGAGAACCAGCGGGCCCUUCAGGGAGUGUCUGACGGACUGGAAUCUCGUCGAGGGGCUCCACUCGCCCCCGAGGAAGGCCACAAUCCUAGAAACGAAAGACGAAGGAGGAGUCUGGACGAUGGUACUCUCUUCAGCCUUCCCAGUGAGGAAGACGAUACCAGAACCAGAAGGUUGAGGAGAACCGGGGCGGACAAUCUGGUGGAUAUAGUGGAGAUUGACAUACCGUCCAACAAGAACGAUGUUAUCCUCCUGCUCGAGGACAACCGUCUUCGUUACAACGAUCUGACUGACGCCCCCAGAAGUCGACGGAGCCUGAAUGACAGGGAAUUGGAGAAUGCCCUCCAGGAUCUCCAGAACUCCGAGACAUCUGAUAAGCACAUCAGUGGGGAGUGGACGCACACCCCCUGCGCCAAGAGAAUAUUCUGCGAUGCCAUGAUCCAACAUGGCGGCGACGCCUCAAUGGUCAUGGAGAAGAAGAUGGAAUCGCUUCUUCGCCUGAUUCAGCCCGAAGCAGCUGUUCAGGUGUCGAGUCACUUCCACGAGGUCAUGGAGGCCGUCAGAAGACACGACUGUUCGAGAUUCCAGUGUCCACAGACACGUUCCACCGACGUCUUCAUCUAGACUAGAAGCAUCUCCAGAUUAGUAUCACGAGUGGUUAGCCACUGGAACAGCGAAAAAAUGUUCAAUUAUUUUUAUUGUGGGGACAUUAAAUGUUUCAACAUCAGGGACAAAUUUCCACAGGGUACGGAGAUGUGAAAAAACAGCAGUGAAAAAUUUAGUGAAUUCGUUACUCGAUUCUAUUGGAUUUCUAUUGAACUUUCUAGCAGUUGUCGAUCCGUUCGAUUGCGAAAUUCCGCAGCGUAUUUUUCCAUUCCUUCUUGUUUUAUUUUUAAAUUAAUAAUUAGAAGAAAAACAGAUGAACACAUGUCUGACAAUAGCAUAAUUAUUCACUAGACUCGAUCAAACACUACGACAGAAAGUUUAAUAAAUUUCUUUAUCAAAUUCGCUAGAUUUUUCCGUGAUAUCUCUUCGUGCGUGAUGGAAAUCCCUCGCAAACCUGAAUUUAGCGUAAUGACGCAGGACUGCAAAAACAAUGUGCACAUGUUGCUUUUAUGAUUAAACAUACGAUAUAUUUUAUUAUUUAAUCAUUGUGAGAAUGCCUGGUACACAUGUAUUUAUUUCAACCUUCGAUUUACGUAGAUAUCUAAGAAUUUAAUUUAAAUAAUUUUAAUUAUCUGUAUUCAUUCACGUGUAUGAGUGUUAACAGGCUAGUUGCAUAUGAAAUAAAAUAAUUUUUUUUAAC